Cimex lectularius (bed bug) is the source of this 1484-nucleotide messenger RNA. It is a transcript of the gene Zip48C, whose product is annotated as zinc transporter ZIP11. Gene Ontology annotation, cellular component: membrane. NCBI's taxonomy places the organism in Eukaryota, Metazoa, Arthropoda, Insecta, Hemiptera, Cimicidae. The transcript is spliced from 7 exons. Gene Ontology annotation, biological process: zinc ion transmembrane transport. The record is from RefSeq and is a predicted model, not a curated record. The coding region runs from base 187 to 1200 and encodes 337 amino acids. Gene Ontology annotation, molecular function: zinc ion transmembrane transporter activity.
GAGAGGCCAGCCCCCCCCAGUUAAAUGUCAACAGCGGCCAUGUGAAGUGCGAAUACAUCGAAGCCGGACGAGUGUAAACAUCUGGCCGUGUGUACAGUUAUUGAAAAACGCCGAAAAAAUCGAAGAAGGACUGAUAUUCCGUUCAGAUAUGGUUUUCUGAAAGUAGCUCCUGUACAAUAAUUCGCUAUGUUGGAAGGCUACACUCCACUCGUCCAGGCUCUUUUUGGAACUCUUUUCACAUGGGCUGUCACUGCAGCGGGGGCCUUGACUGUAGUAUUUUUCAAAGGGACCCAGCCAAAGCUACUAGACGGUAGUUUAGGUUUUGCAGCUGGAGUCAUGACUGCUGCUUCCUACUGGUCUCUGUUAGCCCCUGCAAUUGAGAUGUCUGAAGGGCCAUAUGCAUUCAUUCCAGCCUGUGUUGGGUUUCUACUUGGUGCUGGUUUCACAUUUGCGGCUGAUAUUAUCAUAUCGAAAAUGGGCAUUGAGUCACCAAAUUUGCUUCUAGCCAGUAUUACCAUGGAUAUAAAAAAGAUGGAUGACAUUGUAUCAAGGCAUAGAAACGAAAGCACUAUUUGCGAAUCUUGUAGAGUACGUAGAGCCGAAGUUACAGAAAGCAGUUUAGAAGAGGGAAAUGUGCAUGCGCCAAUGACUGGUAUAGGAAGCGUGGCAAGGAAAAGAGGGCAAGUAACAACUAGACAUCCUAAACCAGAGAUGAAGCCUCAUGACGCAAGACUGCAAUGGAAGCGCAUACUACUCCUCAUUAUUGCAAUAACAGUACACAACAUCCCUGAAGGUCUUGCAGUCGGUGUCGCUUUCGGAGCACUUGGAAACAACAAUUCGACAACUUUCAAAUCUGCCAGGAACUUGGCGAUCGGAAUUGGAAUUCAGAACUUCCCGGAGGGCCUCGCCGUGAGCCUCCCACUGAAAGCAGCCGGUUUCUCAACGCUGUCGAGCUUCUGGUAUGGUCAAUUGAGCGGUAUGGUCGAGCCCGUGUUCGGCCUGGUCGGCGCUAUCCUCGUGUCAGCGGCGCAGCCCAUCCUGCCGUACGCCAUGGCUUUCGCAGCAGGUGCGAUGAUCUACGUCGUCGUCGACGACAUCAUCCCGGAAGCGAAUACGAAAGGUAACGGCAGUCUAGCGAGUUGGGGCGCAAUUUUUGGUUUCAUGGUGAUGAUGAUGCUCGAAGUUGGCUUGUCGUCGUGACGAAGAUCGUCCAUCUGCAAAUCGAGAAAUUACUGCACAGAACCCGGAUCGACCGGUGCCAACACCAAAGACUUUCAUACCCGGAUGGCGGACAUCCCGAUUCGAGUGGCCUUCACGUCUAUUAUCCUCGAUUUUCUUUUGUUUACGUAAUGAUUUAAAUAACCGUUGAAUUUCCCUUUUAUCAAUUAUAAGUAUUUGAAAUUAUGUACUUAGUUCUUGUACUAGAGCUAGUCGCUACGCAGGACUACGGUUUUACCGUGUUUUAAAUAAAACACUUCUUCGUA